AUGUCAAUCACAAAGCUCCCCCUCCAGCAGCUUGCUGCUCAGCUCGUCAUCUCCCCAGCUCCAACUACUCUGGGUGAAUCAACGGCAGUCUUGAAGAAGCUCCAGUCCCUCGGCCCUGUCCUCUCUUUUAUGACGCGUCGCGCCGUUGUCCCUGGCAAUGCUGAGCAGCUGGAGAUGGAUGUCGUCUUCUCAUCUCGCGCUGCUCUCGAAAAAGCCCAACACGCGAGCCCCUUCACUGUCAAAGUGAACUACCAUCUUCCAGAUCCAAAGCUCCAGGAUCCCUACAAUGUUCGCAAUCUCCAGUCGAGAAGACAGCCUCAGCCAAAGAGUAUGACCUGCCAUGUCCGGGUCCACGACGAGUACCUGCUUCCUAGACGGAAUAUCCUUUCUGGUGGCUUCUCGCCGAGCCUCAACACCAGGUUAUCCCAGAGCCUGACUGAUUUGAAUCCACCGCCAGGGAUUGCAGCUGGACUGGGCGUCUUUGACACUGACAGCAUGCAUUUUCGCUCAACCGCUCAGCUUGUAGAAAAGCCUCCAGAACUGAUGCAAAUGUAUCGGUCCCCAAAUCCAGACCAGACGAAAACCCAGCCGGCUCCUUCUCUAGGCUCUUUUGGACGUGGCCAUUUACCUGUAAAUCAACGUUGA
Cladophialophora psammophila CBS 110553 is the source of this 645-nucleotide messenger RNA. RefSeq lists its product as uncharacterized. Bases 1 to 645 code for a protein of 214 amino acids. The record is from RefSeq and is a predicted model, not a curated record. The transcript has a single exon. NCBI's taxonomy places the organism in Eukaryota, Fungi, Ascomycota, Eurotiomycetes, Chaetothyriales, Herpotrichiellaceae.